Molecule: messenger RNA, 1677 nt
Organism: Lecanosticta acicola
Lineage: Eukaryota; Fungi; Ascomycota; Dothideomycetes; Mycosphaerellales; Mycosphaerellaceae
Source: the annotation of a GenBank genome assembly
AUGCAUUUCUUCAUGGGCUGGGCGACGUGGGAGAAGCUGGUGUUCGUAAGUACUGCUGGCCCCGAAUUCCGCAAUGCGGCAAGUCUGGCAUGCAUGACCAGCCCCGCUAACUCUUGCAUUGAGAUACUUGCAUGCGCCAUCUUUGUCACCGUGUUGCUUGGCUGCAUCAAACUCGGUUACUCACGCUGGAAACUACGCAAAUACAUGGCCGUCGCGGAGAAGGAGAGGAGGGAGCAGGGGAUGCGUCGGAGCGUCAGCCAGCGACGACGCCAGGAAGCCGCCGAGGGAACCGACGAGCCCUUUGGAAUCAAGGCGAUUGAGCGAGGUCGUGAGGUUGAGGGUGUGUGGAACUCUUCGGGCCACAACACGCCCCGCGCCAGCAGAGAGGACUCGGGAGCAUCUUCUCUAUGGAGCGACGUGCCCCUGAAAGAUCGUCCUCUGCUCGACAUCGAAAAGCAGGACGUGCAACCCAGCCACGACCCAACCGGCCCGGUCUCAACAACGGGAACAGUACCCCCUGCGAGUUCUGCUCUGGAUCAUUCGAUAUCUCGAGAGAGAGCUGUAAGCCUGCCGCCCAGUCGAGAUUCAUCGCCAGCUGCUGCCAUCACGAGACCCCCUAAGAGCAGACAUCCGCCGUCUUCGCUAUCAAAAUACGACAUCAACUCCCAUAUUCUACGACAGGACUCGGCGACUCUGACUUUGAAGGGGAUUGAUGCCGUGCACGAUGCCUUUGGCACGCUUCGAGGGCACGGCGACGGCUCUGGCGACGACAAUUACGGUAGCAACGAGUCAUCGAACCAAUCUAGUUACGGGAGUACCGAUAACGAACCCAUAGCUGCAUCAGCACCGCGACUACUCAAUCACCAACCACGGUCACGACCGCGACAGCACUCUUCGGACCUGGAUCUCAUGCAGAGUCACCGCAACUCGCAAGCUGCCGAAACUGGGCAAUUCACUCCACGUUUCCGAAGACCAGGUCCGAGCGGCGACUGGAGCAACUUUUCGAGGAUCUCGCAUACGACUCCUACGGAAUCCAAUGACUACUUCAGCCAGCAGCGCAAGGAGUCGCCUUCUAUCACCGACGAGAACGCUGUUUCACAUGCCAAGGGCAAGCAUGUUAGUCCGAUCGAUACCCUCCCAGCAGCCGUGCGACGCUCCAGCUUGCCAGAUGUGACUCCCUUUGCAAAGUUCUGCCAGACAGCGCCGUCUUCGCCCAUCUCUCCCCCAGGCAUUGCGUACGACAGAGAAACUCCUCGCCUGCGCAGCGACUCCACAAACAUUCACGCCUCCGCGCCCUCCAGUCCAGCCACCGUCGUUCCCCUGGCGGAGCUUCCCGCAACUGUUCCUAUCUCGAGCCCGCCGCAGCCUUCAACCCAGCAAUCGCCAGCGGCACCCGGAGCAGUGCAGCAAACCCGCACAUCUUUCGAGCGACGAGCUUCCUCCGUCCUUCGUGGCCAUGGUACAGGCUUCGAGAUCCUGAAGGCCGGGACGCUCAAGCCGGUCAUACCUGGAGAGAACGCUGUCGACAGACCAAACGCUGGACCGCCGGUCAACUUGCACGACAGCAGUGAUUCAAGACCACGGUCCAGCAGUACGGAUAGCCGUCGGAAGUUGCGCAAGAAGCGAUGGCCGAGUGCGGACGGCGAGGGAGGCUCGCGCACUAGCAUGACUGGUUGA